CGGCGAGCGGCGCCUAGUCGGCCGUGUAUUUGGUAUACCGACGGCUGCUCCAGAUCGUUGUUCGCCGCUGCUCUGCUUCCCGGUGCGAGCCAGUUCAGCUCAGCCCUCUCAACGUCGCCCGUUGGUACGCGUCGCGUCAUUCGGAGUACGCGUCGGCAAGCAGGCGCCACACGCUUACGCUUCAUUCGCGCGCUCACGCACGCACGCAUAUCGCGAGAAGAGUUCGGGGAGCCUCUCUCUCCCGGUGCGUUGGUAACCUCUCGUCUUCCUCGACGACACUCCUCGCCUGUAGGCUAGGCAGCGGAGCGGGUUAGUUCUGGUCAAGAUGGCCGAGAAGAGCGGCUCGCCGGCCGCGGCCGAGGAACAGCAGCAGCAACAGCCGCAGCAGCAGCAGCAACAGUCGUCGCAAUUUCUCUCGAGCUUCAUCGGCGAGAUCGUCAAGAGUCCGGUGAACCUCGCCCUCGUGGGCGUGAUCGCCAUCCUGGUGUACAAGAUCAUCAAGAGCCGCACGCGGACCGAGGAGCCUGUGCCGGAGGUGAAGAAGCUACCGAAGCUGCGCCGGGACUUUGCGAUCGAGGAGCUGACCAAGUACGACGGCAAGGGUCCAGACGGCCGGAUACUCGUCGCCGUCAACGGCAGCGUCUACGACGUCACCAGAGGCGCCAAGUUCUACGGCCCUGGUGGACCGUACGAAUCGUUCGGCGGUCGCGAUGCCAGUAGGGCGCUCGCAAAAUUCGCGGUAGACGCUGCAACGGACAAGUACGACGACUUGAGCGACCUGAACACCACAGAGAUGAAUUCUGUUAAGGAAUGGGAAGAACAAUUCAAAGAGAGAUACGAUUACGUCGGAAAGUUGUUAAAGCCUGGUGAAGCACCGACAAAUUAUUCCGAUGAGGAGGACGAAGGUAGCCAACAGGAGACUGAGACGAAGUCGGAUGAAACGGAGAAAAAGACGGAUCAAAACGUGACCGACGCAAAGUCAAAGAGCGAUUGACCGCAUGAUCGUACACCAGGGGCGGAACUGUUUCAGGAGCACACCACGCACACUACGCUGUUGUUACAGAAAUCUUUGAAAUUGUCGCUCAUGAAUAUAUUUCUGGACGUUCGGCCGAAUAUUUUAUUACUUCGUAACGAUAACCGGAUAAAGAGGCGAAAUGCCGGCUUUUAAUCUCGCGUUGGAAGUACAUAAAAUAACUUUUUCCGAAAAAAAAAGAAACAAAGCUGGGUGACUGUACACUGCGAAGACUUUGUUUGAGCGUUCCGACCAAUCUGGUACGGAACUCUCGUCUUUUAAUGUUUUUAUAUAUGUACAAAACAUUUUCUACCGAAACACGCUGAGCCGAAUCAAUGGCAAGUAAAAACGUACAUAUUCCAUUGUAGAUUCUCGUUGAAUUACUCGUAUUUCGCUGUACACAUGGGGAACGGUACGUGCGCUUGUAUUCCGCGCGAAUAUAGCGAAUACGAUAAAACCGACAUUGCAUUUGGAGUUUAGUUUUAAGUCCGCUCUGUGGCAUUGAGUCAAUUCAUGCGUUCAUGCAAUUUUCGCGAUUAAAAUGGAGCUACUACACCACCGAAUUUUGAGGGAGGAAGAUCACAAAGACAUACAUUUUAAAGUAACACACUCGCGAUGUUAAUCCGAUUGGCGCUAAUUCCGAGAAAGCGUUAAAUGGCUUAUAUUUACGUUAUAUUUUUAAUACGCAAUCAUAUCAAAGGUGAUUAAAUUAUGGAAGAUUGUGGUACACCGAUUUUAGAGCUUUCUCUAACUUGCGUCGAGACACUUGCGUUUCCCGCGUAAAAGUUUUAAUUGCCGGAGCAGUAUCAGAAAACCGGAGUAUAAGGCCUGGUCUACAAUAGCUAGAGUAAGCAUGGAGUAAGAAGUAAGACUAGGCGUAAAAGGAUUAAUCCAGUAUAAGAAAGUUGGCGUAAGGGCGUAAGCGAAAUAAAUUAUUUUCAUUUUGUCUUACUCCUACUCCUGCUUUUCUUAACGCUCGGUUAAUCACAGCGCAAAAAGAAAUUACCUUACUCUUAUUUCUUACUCCAUAGUUACUCCAACUAUUGUACACCAGGUCUAAAUGCGUGCGCGUCUCCAACGGUUUAUUUUACACGCAUGAAAGUAACAAGAUAGAUGUAUGGAACUUCUAUGGUGCAUUUUAGCAUUGUAAAAUUUCAUCGCAACAGAACACAAUAGGAUGUUACAUUUGCAAAUAUUCGCGUACUUCCGCGUAGCGUCGUUACCUUGACGCUACAAUGCAUCAAUUUUAUUAAUGCUGUUUAAUGGCUUUACUCACCAAUAAAAUAUGGUUUUGGUAAAUAGUUACAUACGUGAAAAUAAGUUUACAAAUAAAGAAUAAUAUUAGAGUUACGUUAUAUAUAAAAAAAAAAAAUAUAUAUAUAUACAUAUAUAUUUCUACAUACACGUGAAGAGUUUGCAUGCACUUCUUAAAUAAUUUAAAACUACGUCAAUGUAAGUUGAAUUGUAUUUUACGUCUUGUUGGCAUUUAAAGUGGCAAGGAAAUUAUUUAUUGUGUACCACGCGUCGUGCUAGUUACUUGAAAAAUGGUGUAUAUAACUUUUCAUGGCUAGAUAGUAAUACUGAUUGUGGCAAAUAAAGUUUUAUUAUUGUUUAUAUUAAUAAAACUGCGAGAAAGAGUGCACAUUCAGUUAUGAUCGUCGUAAUGUACACGAAUAAUAUAUAUAUAUAUACUUUUA
Molecule: messenger RNA, 2709 nt
Organism: Monomorium pharaonis (pharaoh ant)
Lineage: Eukaryota; Metazoa; Arthropoda; Insecta; Hymenoptera; Formicidae
Gene: MSBP
Product: membrane-associated progesterone receptor component 1
Exons: 3
Coding region: 326-994 (222 amino acids)
Cellular component (GO): endomembrane system; membrane
Source: RefSeq, a predicted model, not a curated record